Messenger RNA from Lepisosteus oculatus (spotted gar), 3915 nucleotides. RefSeq names its product claudin-18. Gene Ontology annotation, cellular component: bicellular tight junction; plasma membrane. Gene Ontology annotation, molecular function: structural molecule activity. Gene Ontology annotation, biological process: cell adhesion; bicellular tight junction assembly. The record is from RefSeq and is a predicted model, not a curated record. Lineage: Eukaryota; Metazoa; Chordata; Actinopteri; Semionotiformes; Lepisosteidae.
UAGGGGGACCUGGCAACAAUCCUAUCUGAUCCAAAGACUGAAAGUCAAACAGGUGAGUCCACGAUAAGGCCGAAUAAGGCAGGCUACAGGCAGCACUGGAAAGCAUUUGACUCCUAACUCGAGAGAAAAUAAUUGUGGAGGUUCCAGCAUAGCAGGUGCUCCAAAAACGUCAUGGCAGUGACUUUGUGCCAGGUGAUGGGCUUAAUUCUCGGAAUUUUGGGGAUUGGGGGUGUCAUUGCCGCCACUGGAAUGGACCAGUGGAGCACCCAGGACCUCUACGACAACCCUGUAACAGCUGUCUUCAACUACCGGGGCCUCUGGAGAACCUGUGUCACUCAGAGCUCUGGAUUCACAGAAUGCCGACCUUACUUUACCAUCCUCGGGCUGCCAGGUAGUUUCCAAGCCGUGAGAGCCCUGAUGAUCGUGGGAAUCGUCUUGGGUGCAAUUGGAAUCCUCAUUGCCAUUUUUGCUCUCAAGUGCAUUAAGAUGGGGAGCAUGGAAGACACAGCCAAGGCAAAUAUGACCCUGACAUCUGGGAUCAUGUUCAUCCUUGGAGGGAUCUGUGCCAUUGCUGGAGUCUCUGUCUUCGCCAAUCUGAUUGUGACCAACUUUGCAAUAGUCUCUACUGAGGUUGCCUAUGGAUCAUCUCUGCAGCCGAGAUACACAUUCGGGCCCGCCCUCUUCGUGGGCUGGGUGGGAGGAGCUUUGCUGACGGUGGGAGGGAUCAUGAUGUGCCUGGCCUGCAAAGGAAUGGUGCCUGAAAAAUCUCGCUACAAUGCGGUUUCUUACAAAGCUCCCUCUCACAACACUAUCUACAAGUCUGGUCCAGGAUAUGAUGACAAAUCCAGGCAAGGUUAUGAGGAUGGAUACAGGGCACGCAGUGAAGACGGCAGGAGAUCCAAUCCUACUAAGUUUGAUUAUGUGUAAAAACUACGGAAUUUCCAGCCUCUAAUAUCAGACAGGGUAGCUGGUGGAGAUUGUGGGACUUCAGACAGAGGUGGAUUAGUUUCUAAAAACUGCUGCCAGGACCCAUGGUCACUUGAUUAAUUACUUGAUUAAUUGCUGUCUUGAAUUUUCAAUUUUACAUGAACAGAACAUCUCAGCAGACCGACCUUCACUUUGCAAAACACACUGUGUGUGUCGUUUUACACUUUUCAUAACCAGAGCUAUGUGUUGUGACCCCAUUGAUAAAACAAAUUUAGCUAAAUUAGCUCAUCGUUGACAAAGAGCAUGCAAGCUUUUGUAUUUACCCUAACACAUUUUAUUCACAUUUGCACAUGUUCCAUCAUUGUGUUAAGUGUUUACAGGUUAUUAUGCUCUAAUACUGUGUAAUACUGUGCAAACCCAACAGGCAAAUACUGCUGUUUUAUUGAACUAAUUAUUUAAUAUUAUCACCGAAAAAAUAGUUAUUUUUCAGUAUGAGUUAAACAAACUUUCAUGUUGUGGAAUAGUCAUCCACAGCAAUACCCUAUGAGCUUUAAUUUAGAUUUCAUAAAUUGCCCGAAAAGCACAAACAAUUCAGGCCAGGGUGAUUCAGGAUAAAUUCAGAACAGAACAUCAUUACUGGCUUGAAUAAUUGACAAUGGGACAACUGACCUGUAAUAUUAAAGGAACUGGCAGAUGUUUUGGUUAUUUUAGUUAUUCUACAAUAAUUCUGUUCUAUAUUUUUUAAUUGUGUUUUACUAAUUGUCAUUUGUGUAUUUUUUUUAUAAAAUAUCAACUCAUAGCAAAAGCACAGCAGUCUUCUGUGUUGAGUCACUACAUUUAUUUCUUGAAUUAUGUUAAAGCUUUAUUGUGUUGGAUUAGCUAUUAGAUUUGAUUUUGUGUUGUACCAUGCAUGAAUUAAAAUCAUUAUAUGUUUUAAUGUAGAAUGUUAGGUUGCUUAAUUUGUCAUUUGCAAAAUUAAUUUGGUCAUUUAUUGCCCUACCAAUUAAGACUAUACUACAGACUAUUAUUCUUGGAACCAGGUUUUGCCUAGAAAAUUGGACAUUGUGACUUAGAACACAGAAAUGUCUUACAUGUUAGAAAAGACACUGAACUGUAUUGCUUUCAAUAGUCUCAAAACUGCAAUUAUUUUUUGCCACAAAGAAAGUUAACCUUUGACAUCAGUGCUCUAAGUUAUAAAUCAUCUAGAAAUAUACAGUACCUAUGAUAUGAAGGACUGAGACUCACUUUGUUAAUAAGUGGAAAUGGAUAAACAUUUUUCUGGUUUUUGUGUAUUUUUUAUUUUGCUGUUGUUCAUUAAAAUUUUCAAAUAACUUGAGAGUGAUUUUUUUUCUUAAGGCCGAGAAGGAAACCUGAAGACUGACAAACUUUACAUAUUAGAAAUAAAAACAUUUACUGUAAUUAACACCCAACUAAUGCAGAUAAUGAAGGUUAGAUUUGACAUCAAACCCAUCAAAUUACUACUUAAGAGUAAAUUGAUCAUUAAAAAAUCCUGAUGUUCUUAGAGAAGUGGACAGACAUCAUGACACACUCUCCAAAACAGCUAGGAAACUAAAAUUUUAAAAAUCAUAACCCUAGUUAAUUAAAUAUGUAUAAAAACAUAAUCAUCUUCUAUGGAAAAUCAAAUAUCUGACAUGUCUUUGGUGGUUUGAGAGGCUCUGGAAUAAAUUCUUCAGAAUCAAUAAGGUGUAUUUUUUCCUUUUGUCCAGCCAUGGUCUACUCCUGUUAGAGGACAAGCUCUUCUGUUUUUCACACGUUUACUGCUCAGCACCUGCUGCACUAUGUAAAGGGCACAAUAUUAUGUAGCGCUUUUAGAGAUAAGAGCAGCUACUUAAAAGCUUUUGUAAUAACACCUGCACAAGCUUUAGGUAGGUGUGACAGGGAUUUCAAUGGCCUGGCAACUGCUGAUUCUUUAUUGGAAAACUAAACAUCAUGCUGCAUUUCAAAUGAAGAUUCUUAUUGUGCUUUAAUUGGAAAGGGUCUGCAAUUCAUUAAGCCAAGGUUUUGUUGUUAAGUAUGUUUUUGCUUUGAAAUAUGGAACUCAGUCACUGGAUACAUCUUAAAAAUGGGUAUUAAGAAAUAACUUUUAUUUUCAAAUACCCAAUCCUUGGAUUUAACUAUACAAACCUGGUAACUCCCUCCAAAAAAAAAACCCUUAAAAAUAAAUACAUAUAUUUCAAUUAUACAGAGGAAUAUGAGAAAUUCAUCAAAGUAUCCACAGUGAUUAAUUUUGCACAAAAAUGAAUUAACACACACAGAAUAUUGCUUUUUGUCUCUAGAGGUAGAAAUCAGUCAAACUUUUUAACCUGCAUAAUUUGAAUGAAGGUAAUCAUUGUAGCCAUGAUUUUAAAAAACCCAUAAGUAAUUCAUGUCUUCCACUAAAAGAAAAAAAACAUUUUAUCAGAAUUUGCUUUUGAACACUAUGGUAGAGGCACAACAAGAUCUUAAUACAGUAGUAAAUAGGCUGCAAGUGAAGAAACCUGAAUAUCUUUUCCAGCCAGGUAAUGGUUAAGCCUAAUUAUGAGAACAAAAUUCUUUGGUAAUAUGACCAAUAUUUAUAAAACAUCUCAGAUGUUAAAAAGGUUAUCAAAAAAUGAGCAACAUAAGAAUUCAAUAUUUAAAAUAACAAAAACAAUCUGUUUCAUGGCAAUCGGUCAGACAGAUUUUGAUAAUGUUGGACAUAAUAUAAUGUGAAACAAACUGGAGAGCUGUACAAUGAAUUAGUAGGAAAACAGUUUCAGGCAUGGUAUUCGUUGUGCUAAAUUACAUUUAAUGUCACCACUGAUAAUCUUAAAACCUCCCCUUCGUUAUAAAAACCUCUGCUCUGAACAUACGCCUCUUGAACUACGGCCUGUGCGGACUCCUGCGAGUGAAUUUCCCAUGUGUGUGUUGGAGAAGAAUUCCGCUGUGUGUGCGUGCCAGGUUGGAGGUCGCGCUUGCUCCACUUGGCACUGCGGUUCCCAGGACUCA